AUGUCGCCUCCUUUUUGGACCCCAGCUAUUGUGAAAAAUUCCCGAGUUCGACCAUCAUUCGUAACGGGAAAAACUGCCAGUCAACCAGAUGAUAAUCUAAAUACUUUAGGACUGCUAUCAGAAAUUCAAAUUAUCUCAGACGAAAAUGCGAGUUUGCAAAUAGAAAACAGCAAUUUAAAAGCAAAAAUCUCCGAUUUGCAGAAACACAACAAGGAUUUGUUACGGAUGAUCAAUGAAAGCAGUACCAAAUUUGAUAAAGAAAUAGUUUUACUUCAACAUGAAGUCAGUAUAAAUAAGCAAGAAAUUAUAGAAAAUGGCAAAAAAUAUAUGCAGACUCAAAAAAAGUAUAUGACCCAAAUAAAUGAAUUAAAAGCAAAAUGCGAAAAACAAAAACAACUUCUGAAGGGUAACGAAAGUGAAAUAAGCAAAAAUAUAGAAAAAAUAGACAUACUCGAAAACGAAUUGAAGUCACUACUAGAAACUCAUAAAACACUGGAAUUGCAAAGUCAAGAGAAUGCGAAAAAAUCUAGCGAAUAUAAGAUAAAAUUAAAAAACGCGAUAUCUGUCAUCCAAGAGCUGAAUAAAGUAUUGAUAGAAUGUACGAAAAAGCCGGAAGUGACCAAUUGUAGUACACAAACUGACCAUUUCAAAUCCGAACAUGCCAUGCUGCAACACAAGCCUGUGAAGUCGACAGUUUCUAUGUAUCCUAUGGAAGAUAGAACCUUGGAAAAAGAAAAUAUUUUGUUGGCCGACAUAUUUUUCAGACCAAAACCUUUUGUGGAAAGUGAACUGUUCUCGAUGGGGGAUGGAUUCUCGCAAUGUCUGGAGAGAUUAUUGUGA
Acanthoscelides obtectus is the source of this 840-nucleotide messenger RNA. The record is from the annotation of a GenBank genome assembly. NCBI's taxonomy places the organism in Eukaryota, Metazoa, Arthropoda, Insecta, Coleoptera, Chrysomelidae.